AGCCGCGGGUACUUGGCCAGCGGUUUACAAAGACAAACAAAAUGGCGGCGAAGAAGACGAUACAAGUCAACGAAUCUUCUAUUGUAGAUCUCAAAGCCGAGUUAUUUCGAAAAGAGCUGGUAUUUCGUAAAGAAUCGGAAACAACUUCACGCGUAAAGUCACAAGGGAGUAAGAAACCACCAGUGUGGACCAAGCAGAAGAAAGAACAACCUACUGGGAAACAUGUGCCACCCAAAGACCCUGAGGAGAGUUCAGAACAAGAGAAGGCUCUACAGAAAUCUAGGAAAAUGCUGGAAGCAAAAGCUGCCUUGUAUGAGAAGAUGGAGAAAGGAGAUGUGCAGGAUGAUGGCGAUGAUGAAUCCGGAGCAGGGAGUAGAUUUCUUGUCGAUUUCCAUAAGAAAGUUUAUACAAAGGAGCAACAAGUUAAAUCUGAUGAGGAUGACUCAUGUACUGGUCCUAUUCCCCCAGCGGACUCGCCUGCUGAAGAAUGGGUGGAGUAUGUUGAUUCUCUUGGGAGAUCAAGAAAAUGCUUGCGAAAAGAUUUACCUGAUCUCCAGAAGAGAGAUCGAGAGUUAAACCCCAGAAGGAGCACAAGUCCACCCACCCUCCUGUCAGAUGACAUGCGCCGAGAGAUGAUGCGUCAAAAGUGGGAGAAGCAAGAACAAGAGGCGAUGGAGCGGCCUGUAGGACCCGUCCAUUAUCAGAACAUCCAGUAUGAUGAGGUUCGCGCUCAUGGAGUUGGCUACUACCAGUUUUCUACGGACGAAACCGAGAGGUCGAAGCAGAUGGAGACGUUACGAAAGCUUAGAGAUGAGACGUUGGACCAACGCUCACGGACAGAGAAAAUAAAGGAGAAAAGAAAAGCCGCACUGGAGGCAAGGCUUGCUAAAGUACGAGCAAGGAAGAGGCUGAAGACCGGCGACUCUGAUGAGAACAAAGUCGGGCCCGAGGAGUCUGAGCGGGAGGUCUCAGACGCCGGUGAUGACACAACGUCUUUAGUUAACCAUGCGAAAGAGGAUGUUGAACGUUUAAAUGGUGAAGAACAACGCGACAGAAAAACAACAGGGAAGAAAAAUGAAAUUCCAGAAUGGGCAAGGCAUCGAGUAGAACAAACGGACCGUAGGCGACCAUUGCAUCUAAGAGAAGAGGAGCGUGACCCCGACUUUGCGCCACCUUCUUUCUACUACCAGAAAAACACCCCCAGGGCAACUCGACAGGGACGCGAGCAAGCCUCAGAUAGGCAGCAAGCUCCGCCCACUCCGCCUCCGCCAGUCACACAAAGGACAGAACAUGAGAAUACAAAUUUACCAGAUAGUCCUUAUACUGAUCAGAUUCGCAUGCACUACCCUCCCUACCCACCCCCCCCUUUGCUCCCAUUCCCACCCUACUCCACCCCUCCUGCGACAAACUCAAAUGCAAGCACGAAUAUUCCCCCAAACCUACCCCCACCCCCACAGGAGGCCUACCAUCCCUACCAUCCACCCCACGGUUUUGCAAUUACCCCUCCUGGAACAAGCUUCAACCAACCUACUAUGAAUGUACUCCCAAACCUACCCCCACCCCCACAGAAGGCCUACCAUCCCUACCAUCCACCCCACGGUUUUGCAAUUACCCCUCCUGGAACAAGCUUCAACCAACCUACUAUGAAUGUACCCCCAAACCUACCCCCACCCCCUUGGGAGGCCUACAAUUACUGUCACCCACCCAUUGCCGGAAAUAUGUUUUUGUAUCCGCCGCCAGCUAUGCCUCCAAAACUUCAAAGUGGUUCACAGUGGCAGCAAAAUGGAUCGUCCAAUCAGGAGGCGAGUACGACAUCACAAGCUUACGGAUAUACAAAUGAACCUAGUGAACCAGCCAAUCCUCAAACACGAGGUGACAUGAGGCCCCUUAUUGAAAAGGAUCCUGGUGUGACCCUAAGCGGUAAUCGAAAGACAAUACCUUCUGCUGAUAAGGUCGCCGAAUUUGUAGAGAGUUUUAGACAUUAGGGUUUUACGGAUUGUAUAUGAAGAGCUAUAUAUACUGAAAUUACAUUUGAAAAUUAAAUCAAUUGUCACAUAA
Messenger RNA from Nematostella vectensis (starlet sea anemone), 2058 nucleotides. Its product is annotated as coiled-coil domain-containing protein 174. The transcript has 11 exons. The record is from RefSeq and is a predicted model, not a curated record. NCBI's taxonomy places the organism in Eukaryota, Metazoa, Cnidaria, Anthozoa, Actiniaria, Edwardsiidae. The coding region runs from base 42 to 1985 and encodes 647 amino acids. Gene Ontology annotation, cellular component: nucleus.